Messenger RNA from Ictalurus punctatus (channel catfish), 4711 nucleotides. RefSeq names its product testis associated actin remodelling kinase 1a (gene tesk1a). The transcript is spliced from 12 exons. The record is from RefSeq and is a predicted model, not a curated record. Gene Ontology annotation, molecular function: ATP binding; protein serine/threonine kinase activity. Gene Ontology annotation, biological process: actin cytoskeleton organization; positive regulation of stress fiber assembly; protein phosphorylation. Bases 932 to 2944 code for a protein of 670 amino acids. NCBI's taxonomy places the organism in Eukaryota, Metazoa, Chordata, Actinopteri, Siluriformes, Ictaluridae. Gene Ontology annotation, cellular component: nucleus; cytoplasm.
UUGACUCCCUUCCACACAGACAGCAAUACACUAUGACUUCAUAAAAUUCUAAUUCUAAUUCUAAAUUCUUGAUGAUUCCUACCAGUCAGUGGUAACUGCCUUUGCGUCAACACGGUCUUCAGGAUGAAACUUUUUCGAGCGGCCUCCGGUUUGCUUGUUGUCCAGAAAAGCUGAAAAGACUCGCACAGCCCACCCAGGGACGCCAAAUUGUUGUGGAAAUUAGACAACACUCGCAGACUCGCCCUCUGAAGGCGCGCCCCGAAUGCUGACCAAUCAGAGCGCAGGAUUAGUGAGCGAUUUGGCCGUGGCCGAGACAAGCCGACGGUGAUCCGAAGAUGGGCCGAGGCGGAAAAACGGGACCAAGGUGGAAAGAUUAACGACCGCAGCAUCGGAUAAUUACGACUUCCUGUAUUCCCAGGUGUUUGAAGAGAGAAAGAGAUAUUGUGGAAAUCAGCAGCUCUGGUGUAUUUGCAUUGGUGACGUGGACCGAAGGAGAAGGGUCAGGAGUGUUUCUCUCGGAGCCUUGACCAACACCAGCCAAUGAGAACAUCAUUACACACUUACUGUCUUUUCCAUCCUACGAGCGCACAUACCUAUCAAGCUUACAAAGGAAAGCAAUCACAAGGUGAUCACACACACUAGAGGACCCAAGACCAGAGGCUUGAGAUGACAUCAAACCUUAUAGAUGCUGCCAAUGAAAAAAAAUGAUGAAAAUGAAUCUGGGAUUUAAAAAUCCUGUCUACAAACCUUUGAAGUGUGUUUAGUAAAAGUGAGCUCUGUUUUAUUUUUUCCUCUUCUGGAAUACGGAAGCGUGUGGACAUCACUCAAAAAGCCGAGACGCUGAUUCAACGAAAGGUUUAUUUAUAUUUACUGGGCCAUGGGUCGAGUGACCAACAGGACCUCAUCAUAAAUUGUAUUUCCGUCCAUCACCAUGGAUGAAUGUGAGACGAGCGCAGAGAUUUGGGAGCCGCCUCUACACGGACUCCAUGGGCCGAACCGCAUGCGGCCUUCGUCGUACCGGGCUUUGCGGAGUGCAGUGUCCAGCCUGGCACGAAUCGAUGAUUUCUUCUGUGAGAAGAUUGGCUCUGGUUUCUUCUCUGAAGUUUUCAAGGUCCAGCACAGGAUCACAGGGCAGGUGAUGGCUCUGAAGAUGAACACGUUGGCCAGCAACAAAGCCAACAUGCUUAGAGAAGUGCAGCUAAUGAAUCGCCUCUGCCAUCCCAACAUCCUCAGGUUUGUCGGCGUGUGUGUCCAUGAAGGACAGCUUCAUGCUCUAACUGAGUACAUCAAUGGGGGUAAUCUGGAGCAGCUGCUGGACAGUGAUAUAUACUUAUCCUGGGCUGUGAGGAUAGGACUGUCUCUGGACAUUGCACGUGGACUACAGUACCUUCACAGCAAGGGGAUUUUUCACCGAGACCUCACUUCCAAGAACUGCUUAGUUCGCUGUGAGAACGGUGUUUUCACGGCUGUGGUUGGAGACUUUGGUCUGGCGGAGAAAAUCCCUGAUUACAGUGAUGGAGUGGAUAAGCAGCCUCUGGCCGUGGUUGGCUCCCCCUACUGGAUGGCUCCGGAAGUACUGAGAGGAGAGCUUUACGAUGAGAAGGUGGAUGUUUUUGCGUAUGGCAUCAUUCUGUGUGAGAUCAUUGCUCGGAUCGAGGCCGACCCAGACGUCCUCCCUCGAACAGAGGACUUUGGGCUGGAUGUGGAAACCUUUGAGCAAAUGGUUGGAGACUGUCCACCUGCAUUCCUCAGUCUGGCUGUUAACUGCUGCAAUAUGUGUGCAGAGAGGCGUCCUUCAUUCUCUGACAUUGUUGUGACCUUGGAGAGGAUGGAGUGGGAGAGGGAGAAGACUGAGACACCUGUUACACUAGAACCCAUUGCUGCUGAUGAGAGCCCGUACAGGAGGCGGAGUUCACCGUGCCAGUUGGGCACCCAGCGCCUGGCGAGGAGUCAGUCGGCCCUGUUGCCGGCAGCCUCGAGUCCGUGUGUGGGCACACCGGUGCGCCUCAACCCCUUCUCCUUACGCCAUGACCUGAACGGCGGCCACAUCAAGCUCUUUGACACACCCAGCAAGUCACUUAUCUCCCUGACCUUCACUUUGCCCCCGCCCCCUGAGCCUUCCUCUUCUCCACCACUGUGUGGAGCCUCGACGCUUCGAGGCCCCCCUCGCCGAUGCCAGUCCUUACCCUGCACUCCUGAUCUGGGUCGACCUUUGACCUCAUUCCAUGAGCCUGAAACUGAAAGUGUGGAGGAGAAGAAUGGAGGAAAAGAAGAGACAGCAAAAGAGAUGGCUGGCUCAUAUGAUGCUGGGCAGGACCCUGGCAUGGUGCUGGAUCUGGACAUGGUAUCUUUGGAGCGUGUGGAAGAAGAGGAAGAAGAUGAGGAGGAGGAAAAUGAAGCAGAGGUGGAGGGACUCUGUCGGGUUGAACCCAUGGACUGCAAUAGCUCUCCUGAUGCAGCAGAGGGUGCCCUGAGAUCAACAGCAAAGCCUCUCCUUCAUGGUUCUUAUUCAUUCUCCUCUUCCUUCAGCCCUCAGACUAAUGGCUGGACAGUACCCAUUUCGAAUGGCCCCCCAUCCCUUUCACCCCUGCACCGCCUGGACAAUAACAACAGCAUGCUGGGAGUUGGCCGGGUGCCUUGGGUGCGGCUCAGUGGCUACCGCGGUCAUCGUGCUCCCAGCCGUCUGGCACCUCCUCCCGAACAAGAUGACAUCAUUUCCUGUCCAGGCUGUUGCCUGGUGGGCUUUAGCUUUCCAUCGGUGUGCCUGCGUGGAGCCCCGCCUCCUCGCCGAACCCCACCCCUCCGCCCAUACAGGAAUCUUAAUGGGGGAGAUGCAGCAGCUGGCAGGUCAACCAACGGACUGAUGUGUCGAGGAGCAAAGGGUCUGGCUCCGCCCACAAUAACAUGCGAACCGGGUUUGCCACUUCCAGAAGCACAGACGUAGUUAGAGUGCCCUGUAGAGCACUAAAGCACAACCUUGGCACUGUGGCUGUGCCAAUAACCACUAUGGUUAAACUAUUAGUGCUAAUGUGCUGUGAGGAUGUAAGAGAUGGGGUGUUUGGGUGUGCGUGUGUGUGAAAGAGGAAGAUAGAGAAAGGUGAAGUGUUAUAGAAAAACAAACAUGUACAGUAUGGAAAGUCUGGCUGUGGUACUUUAGGAUACAAACUAAAAUCUUUUGUGAUGAAUUCAGAGAAGGUGCUAUUUAAGCCACAUUAGACCUUCAGUUUCAUAAGCCACUGUGGUAAUGUUGCCCUAAAAGACUGUGUGUGUGUGUGUGUGUGUGUGUGUGAGAGAGAGAGAGAGAGUCCAUGUAUAAAUGUGAUAGUAAUUCAAGCUUAUUUAUUUAUUAAAAAAACACUCAUCCAAAACUGAGGAUUAAAAGAUAUAAUAGUGAAAGAUUGUGUGUGUGUAUGUGUGUGUAUGUGUGUGUGUGUGUGUGUGUGUGUGUGUGUGGAGAAAGUCUAAAAGUUGUUAAUAUGUCUAGAAUCAAUGUGUGCAAUAAGUCAACACUGUACAUACUGUUUAAUUCUUUUUUUUUUUUUUAAUGGAGAAUGCACCAUUUUGAAUCUGAUAGAAACAUGGGUUUGCUUGUGUUGUAAUGUGUGUCAUUUUUACUGUCACCCUCUAGUGACACAGAUGAUCCUUGCUGGUCAGGUUUUUUGCUGCUUGUUAAAGUACUAUCGUGUACGUGUAUUUACAGAUUGCUAAACCAGAUCACACAGGAUGGACUAUUCUCACUUCAAAAUGUUUUUAAAAAAACAAAACGACUUUUCUAUUUGAAACUGUAAUGUAAAUCACAUGCAGGGUUGUGAAUGAAACCAUCAACAUGAGUCCUAAUCAAACCGAUGAAGGUUUGGUCAUUUUUACAAGAUGAAAAUUGUAGUGAAAUUGUAGAAAUCUUGAAAAAAAGACGCAACAUGUCCUGUGUGUUCUGGUUCACUCCCCGACUGAUUUAACAGCAUGAUUUUGAACUUAACCUCAUGAGUCCAUCUAAAAGGUCCACCUGCCCAUGAUGUGAGUGCUGAAAGCCUGUGCAUGCAGACUGUGCAAAACACUACACUAUAAUGUAACACGGUGCUACUCUUGCAUAGUACUUUUUUAGGCUAGGGAUAUGCCUAAAGAGACUUUCCAUUUUUAUCUAGCGGAAAGCUUUGUUUGAAAAUGAGAUGUCCACGGUUAAAUGGAAAAACAUGCUGUUCCCAAAACCAACUGAAUUUGCAAAAGAUGUAACUUAAUCCCAGGGUAAAGUUAAAACAACGUCCUGUGCUCGUCGAUCAAAAUCUCAUUUGACGAAUGUAUUUUGUAUGGAAAGUGUUAAUCUGACCAUAAUCUACUACUGAUGCUACAGAAUUUGUACAGUUUAGUUAUAAUUUCUAUCUCUUGGAUAAUAACAGAAGCUUGUGAUUGACAUGAUGGAUGUAAAGGCUGAAUUACAUUUGAUUCCUAAGUGUGUAUUUACUGUGUAAAGGUUAGCUUUUUUCCCAUAUAAAAGCACUUAGCACAAUGAUUAUCAUCAUCAGUUCUGGGGAAAAUUAGCUUUAAUAAAUGUUAAUGAUUUAUGUUAUUUAUUAAACUGUUUUCAACAUUAAAAUAUUGACUGUAACCCUGUGUCUGGCUAGUAAUGUUGCAUUGACUCACUAAUUUUGUAGUGGGUAAUUUUCUAGUGGGUAGCGUUGGUACCUGAUAUCUGCCAUCUAACUAUGGUCCACUG